CUUGUUUUCACUACGGGGAAAUAACAGCAGUUUUUCUCCUACAAAGACCUCAGAAAGACCACAGCUAUGGGUUUCUGUUGGCAGUCUCAGGGUUUAUUUUGCGGGGCAUGUUUGCAAACCUAACAGUGCGGCACCCUGGUUGAGAAUCACUGUUUUUAGUCCUAGUUCAGGUAUAUUUCAUGGGUUUCAAAUUGCUUUGGCAGGUUUUGACCAUCUGGGGUUGCACCUUUCCUAUUUAAUAAUAAUAUUGUGGCUGUUUUAUGCUGUCUCCCAUGUAUUAUUAGAUAUUAAUAUGUUAGGGUAUUAGAGAAACAUCAAAGCUGAGUAAUAUUCUUUGCAUUUAUUCAUCAGAUUGCUACUGCAAGCCUUGAAAUGAAACAAGAUUUACAUUUCUGUAGCUUUUCUGGUACGUUCUCUUCAGCAACCAGUAGUUAGAAGGGAGUGACAAGUUCACAACUGGUUGUUGACCAAUUUGAUAUCAUCCUCUUUACAUUCGUUGGGGUGCGUUACAAUUUGAAUCCUGCCGUCUCUUUGAGCAAGAGCGGUUUGCUUUCGGUUUUGUGUCCCCAGGCUCCUACCAUUAACGUUCACUUCACAGGACGUUUGCAGGACUAGUACCCCUGUUUGCCAUGUUCGUGAUGUGUACUUCAGUGUAUGUUCCUCCUUCUACAGUAAAAAACAAAAAAAGAAAUGUGAGAUCUCUGCUGAAAUGUCAGGAAUCGCUUCCCUGCUGCAAAGGUUUUACACAGGUGUUUAAAGGUGACCCUGCAAAACGCUGCAUCUCUUUCGGGUCCCAAAUCAAAGCGCGCGUGCAAAUUUAAAAAUUACAAGUACAUUCAUGUCUUAAAACGUGACAUUUGAAAACCACUUCCCCUUCACCUUCCCGCCUGCGUGCUCUAAUCAAAACCCCAUGUCACCCCUGCAAUAGUUGAUGAGAUUACAGUGCCGAGGCUUGCAGCAUUACAUCAUGAGCUCCGGGAAACAUCUGCUCCUUCAGUCAUCUUUAUUCAACUCUUGUCUCUGCUCCUUCACGAUUUAGUGACAGUAGGACACACUCCAUUUCAGUGCUGAAACGGGUCAUCUUCUGCCUUUUUUGUCUUUCUGAUGCGCUUGAAGGACUGAAAAGUUAUAUGUAACGUACAGAAAUGCACAUCUUUGCCUUUAAAAUUUGUGUAGUUUGGGGGAAAUACCAACACUUCUCUGUGGUUUUGGCCAUCCAAACAUUGGUGCCCUGAGAAUUACAAAGUGAAAUUCACGGGAAGCAGAAGUGAAACCCACUAGUGCGUUUCCAUUGUCCAAACUGAGAAAAUAUGCAAACAGUUACUCUACAAAGAGUGAAAGUACCCUGAAUUUAAAUAAUAGGUUAAUAAAGACCAAAUUAUUGGUUGUGACAUAAGAAUGUUUUUAAUUAAGCUUAUCAGAGACUGAAUGUUCCCCUUUUUCUUUUUUCCCUAUAAAGGGGAGGGCUCAGAGAUGGCAUAAUUUCUUGGCCUUUUUGGGUGCUGAAUUUGGAAGAAAACUCGGGAUGUUGUCAUUAAAUAUAAAUAAUGUUAUUUAUGUAGGGGUUUUCCUUAUACCCAAUUGCGUAUGGUUAUUUUGCUCAAACAAAUAUUACUGUAUGUUAAUUAUUGCAUACUCUAAUGACUCCUUCGUAGGAGUAGUAAUACUGAUUAUUUUUGCAUCACUUGGGAAUGGCGGCCAUAUUCCAUCUGCACCAACUGUAUCCAGGCAGACUCGUACAAAACAGAAGUGACAGGAAUGUAACUCACAGAGCAGCAAUCCACAGUUACAUUCCUGGCAGAGAAAGUAAUCUGACUUUCUGCUUAAUGUGUACUUUAAAGAGUUAUCUAUAAGUUCCCUUUUUUUCAGUGGGCACUCUGCCAGCAGUUGCUGUAGCUGAGUUUGCUGUGAGGUUUGUAGCCUUCACUGUACAAUACAAAGGCAGCAAGCUGCAAGAUGCUGUGAUUACUUUGAAAUUGCUUUCCACUCAUACAUGUGCUGGCAUAAGGUGCUUUUCUAUUUUAUGUGGAAGGAUGCUGACCCUUUGGAGCGUGUCCUGGUGCCUAUGCGCUGGGGACUGGUCCCGGCCUGGUUCAAAGAAGAUAAUCCUUCCAAGAUGCAGUACAGCACCUUCAACUGUCGCAGUGACACCAUGAUGGAGAAACUCUCUUACAGGGGCCCUCUUGUCAAGGGCAGGCGCUGCGUCGUGCUGGCAGAUGGAUUCUAUGAAUGGCAGCAACGCAAUGGAGAGAAGCAGCCCUAUUUCAUUUACUUCCCACAGACUAAGCAAGAAAUGUCAGACAUGAAAGAGGAAGAGGACAAUGAGGAGGAGGAAUGGAAAGGCAAGAAGUUACUCACCAUGGCUGGGAUUUUUGAUUGCUGGCAGCCUCCCAGUGGAGGGGAUCCCUUGUACACCUACACCAUCAUUACAGUGAAUGCUUCCAAAGCCAUAAGUUUCAUCCAUAACAGGAUGCCAGCUAUCCUAGAUGGGGAUGAAGCCAUCAGGAAAUGGCUGGACUUUGCAGAGGUGCCAACCCAGGAAGCCGUUAAGCUUAUACAGCCCACGGAGCACAUCACUUUCCACCCAGUGUCCACCCUGGUGAGCAACUCCCGGAACGACACACCAGAAUGCCUUGCGCCCAUUGAGCUAGGACUCAAGCAGGAGACCAAAGCCAGUGCCAGCAGUAAAAUGAUGCUGGAUUGGUUAAAAAACAAAUCUCCCAAGAAACAGGAAGACGACCUUCCCAGGUGGUCCAGUCAGUUCAUCCAAGCUGCUAUGCCCAAAAGAACCAGUGCAAGUGUAAUGCACCAGUGGCUGAAGAAAGAGGAAGGAGAAUCUCCUGCUAAGAGGCCCAGGAUAUAGGAGCCAGCCUGACCAUUUGGAGAUCAUUCCCUGUUUCCAGUUCCUAAGGAGAUGCGACACGUUAUCUUGUUAGGCACUGCAGAUUGAUGCUGAGAUUCCCAUGACUUUGCUGCAUGGAGCAUUUCAGUUUGAUCCGUUGUAUUGAUUUGAUGGUGUAGCUCAGUGUCCCCAUUGUUCUGUAUGUUUCCUGACUCAGGAGGGUGGUGUUGGCUUUGUCUUCCACUAGGCAGGCACGGUCACUUCCUACCAGCUGUUCACUCCCCCCACAUAGCUGGCAGUGACUUUGCCUUGGGAACACCUAUAUACCAAAUACGUAUGUGAUGGUGAGAGGGGCACUUGACCCUCUGGACAGGGGCCAGCGACUGAACUAUCUGAAGGUUAAUUUCUCUCCUGCCCUGGUAUUCAGCAGAUUCUCUCCAUGGUGCCAGUGGGCAGCUAUCUAUUCUUGACAGUGUCUCUUUGACGCUGCUGAUGCUGAAAGACAUUUGCAACUGGGAAAUUAACCAAAGGGCCAACAGCAAGUUAAUGUUUCAGUGAGACAUUCCCCAUCCUUCUCACCUCCCUUUUGUCCAAAGCCAGGAAAUUCUGUGCUAACUCUCUCUUGCUUUGCCUUACAGUGUUCAGAAAUGCCAUAGCACUAUGUGGGUUUCAGGGCAGGGGGAUUCUUGGGCUAUAUGUGGAGAAGAGGAAGGUUGUAUAAAUAGGUAUUAAGGGAACAGAAUCCUGUUAAAACUCAGGAAGCUUUCUGUUGUGGAACUGAGGAGGAUUAUGGAGAGAAAGAGAGAGUGUGUGUGUGUGGUGACAUACACAAAGUGAUCCUCAUUAACUCAGUUUUGCUGGCAAACGUUAAAAAAGUGCCUUUACCUUAAAUUGUUUUCAUGACUCAUUGCCUGUCCCAUUUCUGACAAGCUGACCUGCCUUCAAGGAGCCUGCGUGCUAAGCCUCAGGGGCUUUUCUCACUGACAUUAUAAUAUUUUGUGCCAGUUUCUUAGACUGUCUCUGUGUCAGAUUUUUUAGAGCUACGUGAGAUUUUUCCCCUCAGAUUUUGUACUGCUGCUGCUCUCUGCAUUUCAGUGAGGAGUCAGCAUUUUAACCACUGUUAACCCUGCUCUAAGCGGGGUUAGAUGAAACAUGGGAAAAAUGGGGUAUUGGAUAUUGCCUGCAUGAUGGCCCUUACUGCCAGUAACAGUAGCCAGAUGUGGUGAAUUUGAGGAGACAAAAGAUUUUCAGAAGGGCUGAGCAUAUCGGCAAAAUCUUAGCAGAGUUCCAGUGAGUGGUGACUGGGUUUUAUUCAUCUCCUUGGGCUGAGUCUUCAUCUCAUAGCCUUUAUUUUUCCCUUUGGGGUAGGCAGUGGGUCUUGGUCGUGUCAUUUGUGAUGCUGUUUUGUUAGCAUGGUUUUAAGAUUUAAACUGUUUUUCUGAACUCUCCAUUCAGAGAACUAACAAUUACUCUUUUGAGUAAGAUGGUAAGAGUUAACUUUGAGCAGUACCUGAUUAGGAAAGUGCAUGCCAUUACAGUCCACUAAAGCAACUUGCAUUUUUUUGUCUUGGUCUAAAAUUGGACACCGUUGGAGUCAGAAGUGAAAGCAAAGACCUCAGUGUGCGGGGGCUGCUCUGCAAAGCCUUGCUUGUUUGCUUCUGACACAAUAGUUUGUAGAAAAUAAAGCAAUGGGUUUGUCUGUG
Molecule: messenger RNA, 4545 nt
Organism: Gavialis gangeticus (Gharial)
Lineage: Eukaryota; Metazoa; Chordata; Crocodylia; Gavialidae
Gene: HMCES
Product: 5-hydroxymethylcytosine (hmC) binding, ES cell-specific
Exons: 5
Coding region: 1994-2863 (289 amino acids)
Biological process (GO): DNA damage response
Molecular function (GO): single-stranded DNA binding
Source: RefSeq, a predicted model, not a curated record